This is a messenger RNA of Eucalyptus grandis, 2927 nucleotides long. RefSeq names its product MDIS1-interacting receptor like kinase 2-like. The record is from RefSeq and is a predicted model, not a curated record. Lineage: Eukaryota; Viridiplantae; Streptophyta; Magnoliopsida; Myrtales; Myrtaceae. Gene Ontology annotation, molecular function: ATP binding; protein kinase activity; protein binding. Gene Ontology annotation, biological process: protein phosphorylation. The coding region runs from base 1 to 2904 and encodes 967 amino acids. The transcript is spliced from 2 exons.
AUGACAAAAUCAACUGCAACCCGCCCUCUCUUCCUAUGCCUCUUCCUCUGUUUCCUCUUCUCGCUUGCGUUUCAGGCCUCAUCAUCACCGACCACAGAGGCGCAAGCUCUUGUCAAAUGGAAGAACUCUCUCUCUCCUCCUCCUCCUCCACCACCACCUUCUCUGAGCUCAUGGUCACUCACCAACAUCACCCAUCUCUGCAACUGGACUGGCAUUGCCUGCAACGAUGGCAGAUCGGUCUCAGAGAUCAUCCUCUCCAGCUUAAGCCUCAACGGCACGCUCAAUGCGCUCGACGUCGCUUCAUUCCCGAACCUGACCUGCUUCAACGUCACCGACAACAAUCUCAGCGGCCCGAUACCGUCCUCAAUCGGCAAUCUAUCCCAGCUCAGGUUCUUGGACCUGGCGGGCAAUUUCUUCGAAGGGGCGAUUCCUCGGUCCAUUGGACAAUUGAGAAAGCUUGAAAAGCUUGAUUUGAGAGUAAACGAGUUGACCUCUUCGAUCCCUUCGGAGCUUGGGCUCUGUGCUAACCUCACCUACUUAGCCCUUGCCAAGAAUUCGAUCUCUGGGGAGCUGCCUCUCUCAUUGUCCAAUCUGGUUAGAUUGUCAGAAUUUGGAGCUUCAGACAAUCGCCUGUCAGGUGAGUUACUGCCUGACUUCUUCGCCAAUUGGACUGAACUGGUUUCUCUUCAGCUCCACGACAAUUUUCUCUCCGGGCAAAUCCCCCAUACCAUCUCUCGGCUUGCUAACUUACAGUGGAUCUCUUUGUUCACGAACAAUUUCUCGGGAGGAAUACCACGUGAUUUCGGCAAGUACAGCCCUUCUCUUAUAUUUGUUUGCUUUUCAGACAACAGCUUCACCGGAGAACUGCCGCCAGAUUUAUGCAGUGGCUUUGUUCUUCAAUAUUUCAUGGUUGAUGGGAAUAACUUCACGGGGCCGCUGCCCGACUGCUUGAAGAAUUGUUCGGGGCUGACGAGAGUCCGUCUAGAAAGCAAUCAGUUCACUACAGAUAUCACGAGCGCGUUUGGAGUUCAUCCGAAUCUGGUCUAUGUAAGCCUUAGCAACAACCAAUUUGUCGGGAAUCUCUCGGCACGAUGGGGAGACUGUAUGAAUCUCACAAAUUUGCAGAUAGAUGGUAACAAAAUCUCUGGCCGCAUCCCACCAGAGCUUGGGAUAUUGUCUCAGUUGCGCGUCCUGGCAUUAUCCAGCAAUGAAUUGACUGGGAGAAUUCCCGACGAGAUGGGAGAUCUAGGGGAGUUGUUCAAGCUGAACUUGAGCAACAACCAUUUGGCUGGAUAUAUUCCUUUCUCGUUAGGAAAGUUAUCGAAGCUCAGUUAUCUUGAUUUGUCGGAGAACAUGUUGAGCGGUGGCAUACCUGACGAGCUAGCGAAUUUUGAGAAUUUACUGAGCUUGAACUUGAGCAACAACAAUUUGUCCAGUAACAUACCAUCUGAGGUCGGGAAGUUGUCCACGCUACAGUUACUCCUAGACUUGAGCCACAAUUCCCUAGCAGGAUCAAUUCCCUCCAAUUUGGCAAAGCUUACUAAACUAGAAAAUCUCAAUCUUUCGCAUAAUAAUUUGUCGGGUAUGAUCCCGGCUUCUCUCUCCAACAUGGAGAGUAUAAGCUCCAUAGAUUUAUCGUACAACAAGCUGACGGGUGCAGUUCCCAGUGGUAGGAUCUUCCAACAAGCGCCCGAAAGUGCUUUUAUAGGGAAUUCGGACUUGUGUCGAAACAUGACUGGAUUAUCUCCUUGGGGCACGAGCUGUAAAUCAACCCACCAUAGAAAAAAAGUUCUGGUUGGUGUGAGCGUUGGCGUGAGCUGCUUACUACUUCUAGCGAUUCUAAUUGCUGUGAUUUUGUUGGUGCUUCAGAGGCGAAAAAAGCUUCCCGACGAAGAGAUCAAGCAUCUUAAAAAGCACGAGAAAUCAGAUAAGAUCAUAUGGGAAAGGUUAGGGAAGUUCACAUUCAGCGACAUCGCCAAGGCCACCAAUGAUUUUAGCGAGGAGUAUUGCAUUGGAAAAGGUGGGUUCGGGAGCAUUUACAAGGCCGUAUUGGCCAGCAGCCAAAUCGUCGCCGUCAAGAAGCUCAACGCACUAGAAUCUGACGACGUCCCAGCAAUCAACUGCCAAAGUUUCGAGAACAAAAUCCACGUGUUGACCCAGGUCCGGCACCGCAACGUGAUCAAGCUCCAUGGGUUCUGUUCCAUGAGACGUUGCAUUUACUUGGUCUAUGAGUUUGUUGAGAGAGGCAGUCUGGCAAAGGUCUUGUAUGGAGGAACAGGAGCAGCUGAACUGGAUUGGGGUACAAGGGUGAAGAUUGUUCAAGGCGUGGCUCACGCGAUCGCCUACUUGCAUCACAAUUGCUCACCGCCUAUCGUCCAUCGGGACAUAACAUUGAACAACAUCUUGCUUGAGUCAAACCUCGAGCCGCGGCUCUCGGAUUUUGGGAUAGCGAGACUCUUGAAUUCAAGCUCGUCGAAUUGGACCACAGUGGCCGGAUCUUAUGGCUAUAUGGCUCCUGAGUUAGCAACUACGAUGCGGGUAACGAACAAAUGCGAUGUGUAUAGCUUCGGAGUAGUGGCACUAGAGAUUAUGAUGGGGAAGCAUCCGGGGGAUCUUCUCUCUUCUCUAUCAAUGAUGAAAACAUCAACAAUCUCGGAGGAACCAAAUUUGCUGCUGAAGGAUGUGCUCGAUCUGCGUCUUCCUCUUCCGACUGGCCAACUAGCCAAGAAAGUGGUAUUCAUCGUCAUGGCGGCACUGGCGUGCACGCGCACGAGACCUGAUUCACGACCCAACAUGCAUUUCGUCGCGCAAGAAUUAUCCGCAAGCACUCAAACUUACUUGUUUGAGCCGUUAGGCUCCAUAACUAUCAGCAAAGCUAUCGAGUCUUCAGGAUUAAAGUUUUAAGAGAUGUUGCAGAUCAAAUGAUA